Messenger RNA from Osmia bicornis bicornis, 2300 nucleotides. Its product is annotated as ataxin-2 homolog. Lineage: Eukaryota; Metazoa; Arthropoda; Insecta; Hymenoptera; Megachilidae. The transcript has 5 exons. Bases 292 to 570 code for a protein of 92 amino acids. The record is from RefSeq and is a predicted model, not a curated record.
UAGAUUCAAAUGAGUUAUGUGCAUGGUUAAAAUUUCAUCGAGAUCGGUCAAUGCAUUUAGAAGUUACAAGUAAUUUCCGAGGAUCGCAAUCUAAGAACAUAACUAGUCACGUUCUUAAAUGAAAAGCCACGAUUUUCAGAAAUUGUAACUUCUCAGUGCAUUGACCGAUCUCAAUGACAUUUUCAGCAUACACAUAACAUAUUUUUUACACAUGUCAUAUUUUACAUUUUCAUCACAGGCUCAAAUAAAAAAGUUAAAAAAUUGCCUUCUCUAGACGCGUGUCUAUAAAACAUGGAAAACUGCGAUGUAAAACAACCGCAGACGGAGCCGCUGUUGCAGGUAUUACAAACGCAGCAGCAGCAAAUGCUGCAAAUGCAUCAAUUGCUGCAGAAGAUACAGCAGCGGCAGGAGGAGCAGCAAUAUGCUCAGUAUAUCAUAACCGCACCCAGUACCACAGCAACCGCAACAGCAACCGCCGCACGUACAACCGGCAGGAUAUACACCGCAUCCAGUACCACAGCAACCGCCACAGCCGCAGCCGUAUCAGCCGCACCAGUCACAACUGAAUGAGCUGUACGAGCCUGAAGAGCAAAACUCAUACAGGGCAAAACAGCUGCUAAUUCGCCAGUACAGGCGAAAAAUGAAUCGGCUGCGGCGUGAAACAGCGCUAUGGUCCAGCCGCGGCCGCGGGAAUGGCAAUGGAGACAGUCGUGGUCGCGGCUGUAAUGGCCGCAACAUAGCAUUUUAUUUCUAAUUUUAUUUUUCUUAUUAUUAUUUUUGUUGUUGUUGUUGUUGUUGUUACAUACUAAUAACCACUCCCCCGGUACAAACCUUUUUUUUUCCUCUCACCCAUACAUUAAUCAUUAUAUUAUACUUACAUUUCUCUAUUAUUAACCAAGCUUUACACGUAUAUACACGUAUACUUACUUUUGAUACAACACUAUAUAUAUAUACAUUUGCACUCACUGAUACUGGGUAGCUCUGCCACAUUAUACUCACCUUUGUAAAGGGAACCACUGUAGAUAGAGAACCCUGAGAGGAGCAUCUAGAAUUUUCUUAUGCAUAAUCAACAUCCGCUCCCAUGCUCCUCAAGUAACGUCUGCCACUAAUAAACUCAUGUGCAGUAUCUAUAGCUGAUGAGUUAGCAUCAGAAGAUGACCAGCUCUAAGAACGCUGACGGCCGAUAAGCCCAUCAGUUACUUACCUCAGCAUCCUUUUUAAUACAAAUAGAGGGCCUAGAGCCCACUCUCGGUAGUCCUACCAGAGCCGUUCAUCUUGUGCACAUCAAGCCUAAAAAGUAAUCUACAGUAGUUCUCUACGAAUCUUUAAUCCUAAAGGGUGAUCUCCCGCAGUUCUUCACGAGUCUCACUAUCUUGUAACUAUAUGUAAGUCGUUAUAUUAUAUUAACUGUCCAUUAUUGUACUCUAUGGAUUUUAUUCCGACCAUACAUUUCCACCUCCAAUUCUACGUACGGAAUCUCGGACACCUUAAAUUAUUCGCGACUACUAUCAUCCUUUAAAUCGUUUCCGAUUACUUGCGGUACUCUACAAUAAGGCCCGACGUACUUCAAUUAUUAUUUUUAUUAUAUCAACUACUUGAUUCUUAUUCGAUUUCUAUACUCUUCCAUCUCUUGCAUUCAAAGGAGUCGCUCCGGCUUUUACAGUCUAACCUGGCUGCGCUCGCAGGAGUCGCACCGGCUUCUAUCGCCUGCCUGGCAGCGCUCACAGGAGUCGUGUCGGCUUUCCACCCUGGAACUGGUAGCGCUCGCAGGAGUCGCACCGUCGUCUGUACAACACCAUUAUUGCGCUAUAUUGUGCGAUGAGUAAGAAUCGAUUUAUGCGCACUAAGCGCCCCAAUAAAAGGAAACGUCGCGGAGGAGUUAAACACCGAGCUCGAGCCGCCUUUAAACGUCGCGUUCGCGAACUGAUAGAAGAGUUGAACGCUCCGCCUCCAAGCUCGUCCGCCAACCCCGACGAGCCUUGCUACUCGUUGUUAUCUGAGGCCCCGACCAUCCGUCAGGGCCCUCCGUCGCCAGAAGUUAUCGACCUACCGACCGAGUCGGGAGACGAAGUCGGAGAUCCAAGUACCGCUUCACGGGAACCGUCUCCCUUCUCCGAGCUCAAUACCGACGACGCAAUCAAAGUGAAUAACCAUCACGAGAUUCCGGACGAUAUACUGAAUCUUUAUGUUAACGAAUACGCUAACAUACAGAACAAUCUCAUACCUGCUCCACUAUACCACUGGCGUGAGCAAGCCUCAGAGGUGUAUGGCGAAAUCGAAUAAAACUUAACAAUCUGCUA